CCAAGAGACGACAGGUUCCUUGUUUCCUUGAACAGCAAACAUGAGCACAACCUCAACCAAUGAUUGACUGUAGCCACUGACGUCGACCAUCAAAUAUUCCAGCUAUGAUCGCAUUCAUGGACCACUGGCAGGCUGUGGUCAUCUGGGAAGCUUGUUUUUGCGCACUGUGUAGGAACGCCAACGCUGGUGUAUGCAAUGUUGUUGCAGAGGCGCAGUCCCACUUUGUCUUGCUCCGGAUCAUGGAGGUGGCUUGCAGCUUGAUUAUAGACCGCGCGACAGCACAAAGGUAGGUGCGCUCGUCAAACAAUCUGCAAGACAGUACAGAUGGGCCGUCCGUUCAGGAUUUCGGCACCGCAGCGGUCUCUAUACAACUUGCGAUAUCGCCUCGCGCUUGUCCUGUUUAUCUUUGUUCUGCUCGAACAACAUCGUUUCUUCUUCAAAUACCGGACAGCGCUGGCAAUCAAGUACUCACCGACGGAGCUUCCGACUGCUACUAAGCAGCAAUCAUGGGUCUUUGAUGGAGAGGGUGCCCAUUAUCAAGAUUAUAUCGUUGCGAAUCGAGCAGCGUGGAGGGCGCUGGGUAAAGGCUGGGAAGGGAAGACAUUCGUAUACCAGGACUCGGUAAUCAAGACGUUCACGCCGGGACGCAGUCCCUUCCGCAACUGUGCGCCGGGCACAGCAGAUGAGAGAUGGCCAACUGAAAUCCCGGCCUCUUUGUACUUUGGAGGUUCCGAGCGCAACACGACAUUCUCCCACGAUAGCUUUCUGCCAGUAAGGACAUUUUUUAUGGCACCAUCCUCGACCGAUCGAGCUGAGUGGCACCUGGUCACGCCUCUGCUCAAAGGCGGAGAUCUGGAAGACCUGACUGCAAAGGAGCGCAAGCGACGGGAAAUCUAUCGAAACAUCGAUGCACAGUACCGUCCGGCCUUCACGGGCUUUCUCCGUAGCCUGCAGGUACUGCACGAGGCUGGCUACUGUCACGACGAUGUCAAACCAGGCAACGUUCUUGUAGCUGACAGCGCACACUGGAUACUAGCAGACCUAGGUAAUAUCCGACACCUCACGCAUCCUUAUCAUACAUCUCUGCUUUGGCAAGAGAACAGGCAGCUCAGCGACUGUCGCGCCAAUGAUGGGAUCAGAGCACUCAAGUCAUAUUUACGCUUCGUCCGCGGCGCAGCCGUCGACGCGAAUGCCUUUGAUGCUGAGUUCCUCGAGGGCCGAGAACCACUGAGCCGACUGUUUUGGUCAGCUACCGCCAAUGCUACGCACCUGAGCGUGGGGGAGCUCCGUGAACAGUCAGCCAUCGAGCAUCCGCACCGUAACGAUUAUGGCGAAUCUGAGAGUGGCGCGUUAUUACCUAUAACGAGCCACGCGUGGCUCAGUGCGAUUUCCCGGCGCUGGGGGCGGAGCCAUGCCGUCACCCGGGCGCUACAGACUCGUGUAGGAGAGAAAAUGGCCAGGUGGUGGGCUUUAACAUGGAUAUUUGGCGUUCCAGUUACGACUGUGUGUGGAGUUUGAUACCCCGAGAUUUGAGUUCGAUGUUUGCGUUAUUUACUUACAUGCUGGAUGAAGAAGAUGAUAGGAAUAAAGCAUGUUUCUUCUCUUAUGUGUUCUAAACAGUGACAUAUGUCAGUUACCACGCUCUCAAGUUUCAGGAAAAGCGGCGGAUAAGCGACCUUCAAGCUGACCAACUUUUAUACAGAACUUAUCUCC
Molecule: messenger RNA, 1713 nt
Organism: Boeremia exigua
Lineage: Eukaryota; Fungi; Ascomycota; Dothideomycetes; Pleosporales; Didymellaceae
Exons: 1
Coding region: 325-1518 (397 amino acids)
Biological process (GO): protein phosphorylation
Molecular function (GO): ATP binding; protein kinase activity
Source: RefSeq, a predicted model, not a curated record